AUGAGCGCGGCCCCCGCUGCCGCCGGCCCGCGGGGCGCCUGGCGAGCUGCUAGCGCCCUGGGCCCGGGAGAGGCGCUGCUGGCGGGGCUGCCGGCGCUGGCGCAGGCCGUGUCGCUGCUGUCCAACGCGCUGGUGCUGCUCUGCUGCGCCUAUAGCGCUGAGCUGCGGCGCGCCCCGGGCGUCUUCCUGGUGAACCUGUCGCUGGGCCACCUGCUGCUGGCGGCGCUCGAGAUGCCGUUCACGCUACUCAGCGUGCUGCGCAGGCGGCCGCUGUCGGGGCCAGGCGCAUGCCAGGUCGUUGGUUUCCUGGACACCUUCCUGGCGUCCAACGCGGUGCGGAGCGUGGCGGCACUGGGCGCGAACCAGUGGCUGGCGGUGGGUUUCCCGCUGCUCCACGCCCGGCGUCUGCGACUGCGCGACGCCCGCCUGCUGCUGGCCUACGCGUGGAGACAGUCGUUGGACUUCGCGUUUGCUGCGUUCGUCUGCUCGAGGCUCGACUACAGCGGCGCCUUGGCGUCCUACUCGCUGCGCCUGCUCCUCGCCGCCUUCCCCGCCGCGCUCCACGCCGCGGGCUUCUCGCUGCCGCUCGCCGCGCUCAGCCUCCCCUCCGUCGAGGUGCUGCGGGUGGCGUGCGGCCACUGCCGGCGCAUAGGCAUCACCAUGCAAGCGCCGGAGCAGAUGGUAGACUUGCACCCCAGCGGGUGGCAGCCCUGCCUCCCUGAGCAGAAGCGGUGCCGCCAGCGGGCUGCCAGGAAGAUCAGCCUCUUCAUUGGGUCCUCCGUCAUCUGCUUUGCCCCACGUGUUGUGACCCGCUGGGUCCUGCUCGUGCCCUCUGUCACCAUCAAUGCUCCCUGGGGCGUCCUGAGCAAGUGCCUGAGCUACAGUGAGGUGGCGGCCAACCCCUUUCUGUACUCUGUGCUCCGCCAGCAGUGUCCCCAGGUCCGGGCCGGCAUAGCCAACCGGCUGCCGAGGAGACACCCACACCCAGCAUCUGCCCACAGAGCUCACAGACACGGAGAAUGA
Ceratotherium simum simum (southern white rhinoceros) is the source of this 1023-nucleotide messenger RNA. RefSeq names its product G protein-coupled receptor 78 (gene GPR78). Lineage: Eukaryota; Metazoa; Chordata; Mammalia; Perissodactyla; Rhinocerotidae. Gene Ontology annotation, cellular component: membrane. Gene Ontology annotation, molecular function: G protein-coupled receptor activity. Gene Ontology annotation, biological process: adenylate cyclase-activating G protein-coupled receptor signaling pathway. The record is from RefSeq and is a predicted model, not a curated record.